This is a messenger RNA of Dichomitus squalens LYAD-421 SS1, 786 nucleotides long. RefSeq lists its product as uncharacterized. Lineage: Eukaryota; Fungi; Basidiomycota; Agaricomycetes; Polyporales; Polyporaceae. The record is from RefSeq and is a predicted model, not a curated record. The transcript has 6 exons. The annotation marks the transcript as partial.
GGAUACUCGGUCUUCAUGUUCAUGCUAGCUACGUGGAUAAUGCUUCGGGGCAGAACAAGGCGGCAUGUCAAUCACUGCAUGGUUGCUGCCGGAUGCGGAUUGAUACUUUUGGCGACUGCAGAGAUGGCCAUCAAUAUUGCUCGGGUGUACCAGGGCUUCAUUUCAAACGGUCCUUUCAUAGAUGGAGGACCCGAAGCAUAUUUCACCCAAGUUUUGGAACCAACAUUCGUUGUCAAGAGUUGCCUGUACAAUGCUCAAACACUCAUUUUGGACGCCGUAGUGAUAUACCGUACCUACGUUGUUUGGCAAAAUAUUCUGAUAUGUGUAGUCCCAAUGAUAGCGUGGUGUGGACUGUUAGCUGGCGCAAUCGGCUUGAAUAUUGCUCUAGCCACGGCCCACAAAGGAGGCGUGUUUGCAGUUCAAACCAGUGAAUGGAUCACGUCAUUCUAUGCACUAACUCUAGCCACCAAUCUAUCAGCAACAACCCUUCUUGCGUUCAGAAUCUGGACGGUCACUCGCCGAUCCGCUCAGUACCGCUCUAGCAACUUCCUCGCCCCAGUGCUGCGGGUUAUCAUCGAGAGCGGAGCAAUAUACUCGAUGACGAUUACUGCAGUGCUCAUCUCCUUCGUAGUCAAGUCCAAUGGUGUGUAUGUCCUGCUCGACAUGAUCUGCCCCAUCAUCUCCAUAGUGUUCAACAUGCUCAUUAUCCGUGUCGACCUCGCCCACAAAUCCAGCUCCAGCACGAGUGGUUCGAACAGCUUGGAGACCGCCGUGAUGUCAGACCGU